Molecule: messenger RNA, 2182 nt
Organism: Clarias gariepinus (North African catfish)
Lineage: Eukaryota; Metazoa; Chordata; Actinopteri; Siluriformes; Clariidae
Gene: dguok
Product: deoxyguanosine kinase
Exons: 7
Coding region: 297-1238 (313 amino acids)
Cellular component (GO): mitochondrion; cytoplasm
Molecular function (GO): deoxynucleoside kinase activity
Source: RefSeq, a predicted model, not a curated record
AGAUCAGGACAAAUCCACAACAAUUAAAUCCAGCUAACUAAGUUAGCGACGUACGAAGAACGGACCCCUGAUCAUUAUAUAGACAAACAUUCCAUAAAUACUUUUAAUUUGAAAGUAAAGCAAAACAAAUAUGACCCGGAUAUGCUAGUGAUAUACCACGUGAUUGAAUAUGACCGUGUCUCGCGUGAGUUUGUUUCCAGUGAUUUCUUGUGUGAGUCGGCUUGCUCUGCGCUGUGGUCUUAAGCUACGCCGUGUUGCAGAACGCGUUCACUAUGGACGAGGUUUAAAGUGAAACGAUGCCUGCCCGUUGCGCGCUCUUUAUGCGCAUGGUAAAACGUUACAUCCCUGACCAGACAAUGUGCGUGCUGUUUUCACGGGUAUUUUGCACAGCCGGCUUCUCUCGUGGCAUAUGUAACAUAAACACCCGGUUAGACAGAGUUAUGGAGACACGGCGGUUCCUAAAACAUUUGCCCCAGCAUCAGUUAACUAAUCAAACACGGGAUGCAGGAACACGUGUAAAGAGGAUCUCUAUUGAGGGCAACAUAGCUGUUGGAAAGUCCACUUUUGCAAGGUUGCUGAGCAAUGCAGGGCGAAACUGGCAUGUGACACCUGAACCUGUUAGCAGAUGGCAAAACCUUGAAGAGACAUCUUUACAAAUAGGACAGCCAGAGUCAUCUCCCCAGCAAACAGUCAGCAACCUGCUGCAAAUGAUGUAUCAAGAUCCAAAACGCUGGUCCUACACCUUUCAGACAUUUUCCUGUAUGAGCCGUUUGCACAUGCAGCUGCAGCCACUUCCUACAUGUUUACUGCAAGCAGGAGGUACUCGUGUACAGGUGUUUGAACGAUCCAUCUACAGUGACAGGUAUAUUUUUGCUCAAAACAUGUUUGAGCUAGGCAAUAUAAACUCCACAGAGUGGGCAGUAUAUCAGGACUGGCAUUCCUUUCUUGUUGAGGAGUUUGGCUCUAAGGUACAACUAGAGGGGAUCAUAUACCUUAGGGCAUCUCCACAGACUUGCAUGGAGCGUCUCGGCCGCCGAGGUAGAGAAGAGGAGCAAGGAAUACAGCUGGACUACCUUGAGACGCUACACAAGCAGCAUGACAACUGGCUUAUAAACAAAUCUACAAGGGUUCACUUUGAUCACCUGAAAAAUAUUCCAGUUCUGGUGCUGGAUGGUAGUCUUGAGUUUGAGAGUGAUUUUGAGAUGCAGACCAAGUUUAUAACUGAGGUGCUGAUAUAAAUUUGUCGUGUUGCCAUGUGAUGUAGCGACUUCAGUUUUGCCAAUUUCGCACAGUACCUCUUUCUGCUCAGUGUCGGAUAUCCUGAAACCAAAAUAUCGCCAAAUAACAGAGGUUGCAUUUUUUUUCUCGGCACAAGUUCAGAGUCGGUCUCUUCUGUAUCCAUUUUCUCCCGUCUCGACACUGCGCUGCGGAAAGUCAUGGACCAGCAGCGCGCGCGCGCUACACGAGACUGAUUAUUUUUUAUUUUUGACAUAAGAAAUGGCCAUGCAGUUCUUAGAAUGAAUGUCUUGUUACGUCCGCGAAUGCAUUUGUUAAUUUAAUAUAAUCGCAACAUUUUCUGUAAUGUAAUUUCUUAGGCUGACAUCGCGAUUACGAUAUGAUUAAUCGUGCAGCACUAGUUCAAACCUAUGUCACAUAGACAGUUCAACUGGCCAUGAAAAAGGCCAGUGUGGCUGGACCCCAGGGUGUGGCACAGUGUCUCGACAGCGUCCCCUGGAACUUUGUUGCAUAUAUACUGUAUGCAUUAAACCCAGUAAAGAUUUAGAUGUCUUUGAGCUGAUCAAAGUUCAUCUAGUUGUUGUAACAAGUCUGUUAUUUUGUGUUGUUUGAAAAACCCACUAAUUGAAUUUUGUCAUUGUGGUUGUCAUAUAAAUGCCCUGCGUCUACUUACAUUUACAUUUAGGCAUUUGGCAGACGCUCUUAUCCAGAGCGACUUACAUUUUUAUCUCAUUACACAUCUGAGUAGUUGAGGGUUAAGGGCCUUGCUCAAGGGCCCAACAGUGGCAACUUGGUGGUUGUGGGGUUUGAACCUGGGAUCUUCCGAACCGUAGUCCAAUGCCUUAACCCCUGAGCUACCCCUUGUCCCUGUCUUUGUGCGUCCGUUCCUCUGUCUGUGUGCUGCAUGCAUGCGUCCGUCCGUCCGUCCGUCUGUCUGUCUGUCUGU